CUUCUGAGAUUGUUACAUAGUUAUUAAUUGUAGUCUCCUAAAUCCUGUUUCUGACUCUUCAGAUAAGAUUAAAGUGACAUAUUCUUGGUUAGGAUUCCAUUAAGUUUUAUAAUCAAGAGUGUAAACUUUUACUUUUCCAUGGUGAACAAUUCAGCAUUUCUGGGAACUUUCAAGGUAUUUCACAGUGUUUUACAUAAUUUCAGUAAAGCCUUUUAUAAGAACCCAUUUGUUUUGGCAAGAGUUGGUGCAAGGUCAGCAAGGAUGAGUUCUUCACCCAUUAAAAAUGCAACCAUUGGAAAAGUUUUUGUUCAACAUUACAACCCAGUCUCAGGACAGCAAGAGUGGGAGAUGCAGGAUGAAGAUUAUGACUAUUCCAAAGAGGUUGCCAGCUCUGCUUAUGCUGACAUGCUUCAUGAUGAUGAGCGGAACCAGCUUUACUACGAUGCAAUCAGAAAAGCAGUGGCUACAUUACGGGCAAGAGGUGACAGUGUCAGAGUGCUGGACAUUGGGACUGGCACGGGACUGUUGUCUAUGAUGGCUCUGCAGUGUGGUGCUGAUCACAUCACUGCAUGUGAAUCGUUUGAACCAAUGGCUUGCUGUGCUGAGAAAGUCUUGGUGGCAAAUGGAUUUGCUGAAAAGGUUCAGGUGAUUCACAAGCGCUCCACAGAACUUGUCCUGGGAGAAGAUCUGCCUGAGCGCGCUAAUCUGCUCGUUGCUGAGCUCUUUGACACAGAGCUCAUUGGAGAGGGCGCCAUCAGCACCUAUGAACACGCUAGACUACAUUUGCUCACUGAAGAUGCAUUGUUGGUGCCUUCCGGGGCACUUGUCUACGCUCAAGUAGUGAGUUCUGACCUGCUGGCCUCCACAAACGUCCCUUACUACAACAGGCCACCGCAUUCGUCUCAUCUGAACCUUCCAUCUUGGCUGGCCGAGUGUCCAGGCUCCAUCUCCGUGCACGAUUUACAGCUCUCACAACUCGAUCCUUCACAUUUUACCGCCGUGUCUGAGCCUCUAUGUAUGUUCAAGUUUGACUGGAGCGGCCGUGACAUUCCUUUGUCCACUACAGACACCGUGCAUGUUAGCUUCCUGUCGCGCUUAGAUAAAAGCCUUGAGUGUCACGCUGUGUUCAUGUGGUGGCAUCUUAUCAUGGAUCAGGACCAAGAUAUCGUACUUUCUUGUGCUCCAACGUGGGCUGAACGUGACUCGAGUUUAGCUUGGAGGGAUCACUGGAUGCAGGCCGUCUAUCAUCUACCUAGACCCUUCAUCCCUCUCACCGCGCACAGUAGCAGCAAGCCACUUAUUCUCACCGCAGCCAGAGACGAUUACAGCAUGUGGUUCUCGCUGUCUCAUGGUACGACCGACGUGCGGCCGCCUGCUCCUCACUGCUCGUGUGGACAGCACCUUGUGAACCCUCGUACCAGACUGGCUCAACUCUCUGAUAUACACCGACUCAACUUCCUGAGCAGAGUUCUUGACGCUGCCCUGGCGCUGCCUCGGACGAUGGCGUGGCUGGUGUUGGGCGACGCCUCGAACGUCCUCCUCAUCGGACGCCUCGCCUCUCAUGCCAACGUGCAACAUGUUUACGUUCACGAGACCAUCCGCCAAAAUCGGCGUUUGCUGCUGGACUUUCUGGAACUGAACGCUCUCAAGGAGCACGUCACUCUGCUGCCUGAAGACCUCUCCAAGAUCUCAGUCGCUGCAGUCAAACAUAAGAUCGGGGUUGUGUUUGCUGAGCCGCACUUCAACUCUUCGCUGCUGCCGUGGCACAACGUACGACUCAGCAGCCUCCUGAGCGAGUGUUCUCACCUGCUCCCUCCUUCUUAUGCCUCAGUGCAGCCCCACUCCUCCAAAUCCUCACCCUCUGAUCAACGUCCUCAAGAACUGUCUUCCAGCGAGACAAAUGGUCGGAAUGUUUCAGAAGAUGUACCGUCCAAUCUCACUAACCCGACUGAUUUUGAAUCAAACUCUUUUGUUAGUAGAUCUGUUGAUCUCAAUUUUCCAACUUCUAAAUCUUUGGAGUCUCACUGCGCCGGUAACACAGUUCCAAGUUUGCCCAUUAGCACGUCAGCCAUGUUGCUGCCAGCGUGCGUCUCGAUACACGUCAUGGCCGUUAGCUUUGACGACCUCUGGAAGAUACGAGCUCCCUGCCGCCAGCGUUGUGGCUUCGAUCUUACUGCUUUUGAUGAGAUGGUAGACUUGGCACGUACCGGCACAGGCGAAGUUGUGGAGCCGCAGCCGCUGUGGGAAUAUCCUUGCUACUCCCUGCACGAACCGGUGAUGAUCACGAAGUUGUAUCUAAGAGAGCCGAUCUGCGGCGUGCAGCGACAUUUUAAAGGCAACGUUGAACUGGACGUCGAUGCCUUGCGUGCCUCUGACGCUGCGCGCCCUGAUCGCAUCAAGCGGCAAGCUCGAGACAAGAGCGCUGAUGCUCAGCCUGAGCUUUACUUCAACGGGGUGGCAGUGUGGGCUGACUGGCACUUCGCUGAUCAGACCAUCAGCACAGGUCCCCUCGCACACGAUCACCUCACCGGCAGAAAGGUGGCGUGGAACGCUACGUGCCACCAGGGCGUUCACCUGCUCCGGCACCCGCGGUCUCUCCUCUCCCCCGCCACCUCCGGCAUCUCGAAAAUAUUCCAUUAUUGCCUCGACCUCAAGGACGGAAAUUUCUCUUUCAAGUUUCAGCUGGAAGAGGAAAGAUGCAAUGCCUCUAGCGAAUAAAAACUAUGCCAAUGA
Messenger RNA from Hyalella azteca, 2733 nucleotides. It is a transcript of the gene Art7, whose product is annotated as protein arginine N-methyltransferase 7. NCBI's taxonomy places the organism in Eukaryota, Metazoa, Arthropoda, Malacostraca, Amphipoda, Hyalellidae. Gene Ontology annotation, biological process: peptidyl-arginine methylation. The record is from RefSeq and is a predicted model, not a curated record. Gene Ontology annotation, molecular function: protein-arginine omega-N monomethyltransferase activity. The coding region runs from base 139 to 2718 and encodes 859 amino acids. The transcript is spliced from 11 exons.